Magallana angulata is the source of this 1710-nucleotide messenger RNA. Its product is annotated as protein kinase C-binding protein NELL1-like. The transcript has 11 exons. The record is from RefSeq and is a predicted model, not a curated record. The coding region runs from base 250 to 1644 and encodes 464 amino acids. NCBI's taxonomy places the organism in Eukaryota, Metazoa, Mollusca, Bivalvia, Ostreida, Ostreidae.
AAAAUGUUGACUCAGAGAAAAUAUUUUAAAAAUUGAUAGUUAAAAUGUAUUUCUCUAAUACAAUUGACACAAAAGAAUCAAAGAAAAAAUGUUUCCGCGUUUCAUCUUUUUUUUAGGAUUUAGCAUUUAAAAAUAAGUACCAGACACCAAAUACCACUUGAAAGUGGGUCAAGGAAGUGUGUAUUUUUGACAUAAUUAUUAACAAUGAAAAAAUAUAGAUACAAGCAGAUUUUAAUUCAUUUUUAAACAAUGGGACCAACACGAGCUAUAGUUCUCAAAGUUCCUGUCGCUGUCAGAAUUCUCAUUCUAAAUUUGAUACAGACAUCUUGUACUGAGUCCCUAUCUUUUGUUGGAAAAUUUCAUUACAAAGAUGUUGUGUCGUUUGUAAGAAGUGAUCAAAGUUGCGGCUUUCUUCCAUCAAAUUUACCACACAUCAUUAAAAAACAUCACUCAGUCGAAAAAGAGUCAUGUCUAGUUUUCCUUACAAACGUAACUGAUAAAUCUUCAAGAUCAAUGUUCAUAGAAUUUGACACUAAGUACUUCGCUUUUGGUGCCAAAUACAGUUUUGAAACUAAAAUCGGUCCAUGUUAUGAAUCUUCUUUACAAAAAGUUGAAGGUCUCUUAAUUUGUGAAGGACCAACAGACGUGAAUGGAACAACAUGUGACCAGGGCUGCAUCAGAGGAAACGAAGUUUGUAGAUCUGCAAUGGGUGAUAACCAGGAAUUCUGUGUUUCGGAACGAACCUAUAAGGAAUCAUGUGACGACAAUUUACCGUGUUCAAAAAAUUUGGAAUGUAAAGCAUCCGGCGAUAAGAAAACAUGUCAAUGUAAACAAGACUAUGAAGCCAUUGAAGGACGGUGUUUGAAAGGUCGACUGCCUCUGGAGGAAAUCUGUGAAUAUGAUAGCCAGUGUAUGGGAAAUCUUUCACAAUGUUUACAGGAUGAGUUGAAAGGGAAAAGAGUGUGUUCCUGUUUGAAGGGUUAUAUUGCUAUCGGAAACCAAUGUUACAAAAGUGGACUUGUCCUUCAUGAAAAUUGUCGAGGUGAUUUACAAUGUACUGGGACCGAAAAUGCAGAGAGAUGCAAUGCUGUUGAACAUCAUACACAAGGAACGUGUAUAUGUAGCGAUGAUUACAUCGAAAUUGGUUUAAAGUGUUACAAAAAAAAUCGUCGUCUUUAUGAGUCCUGUGAAAAGUCUGAGCAGUGUACUGAAUAUGGUGGAGCCAAUGAGUGUAAAUAUAUAGACGGAGUAAAAAUCUGCCAUUGCAGAGAAGAUAAUAGAGUUUUCAACGGAUUAUGCUUAAAAUCGGAAUUGUCUCUUGACGAACCGUGCUAUAUACACGGACAAUGCAUAGGCGCAAGGAAUGCUACCGUUUGUGGAGCAAAACAUAACGGAUCUACUAGUUUAACCUGCCAAUGCAAUACAGGAUUUCUGAGAUACAGAAAAAGUUGUUUACAAGAGAAUAAACAUCUUUUUGAGGAAUGUGAAAUAGAUGAUCAGUGCAAUGGGACAUCAUUUGUCUGCAGGGAAAUACGUAACAGAAAAUUGUGUUUGUGUAAAGAAGGGUUCAAAGCAGACGUUGAACAUCUGAAAUGUUUCAAAGGUGAACGUUAUUUGCAUAAGAAAAGAACAACCGAUUGUUAAAAAAAAUUAAAGCACUGUUUUUAAAAAAUAAUAUCAUAUAUUCAGUAUAGAGCAAUAUUGUUCAUU